ACGCUUUCAUCUGUCAUUAGUGUCAAAGUCUGUUCGGCUUCGGUGCAGGUUUCGCAAACACUAGUUGUUGUGGUCUUAGAGUCUUCAUAGAAACUUGCCUUCGUCUAGAAAAACAACAACUUAGAGGAAGUGUACAGUAACCAGAAGCAUGCCUCCUCACUCAGCACGCACGAAUCGAAGCAAGAGAUACGGAGAUGAUGUCGACAGUGACAGAGAGGAAACUGAAACACAUCGUUCACGUGUCCAAUCGAGCCCAAAACGACGUAGAGGCAACCUUCCUAAAGACUCUGUCAAUGUUUUACGUUUAUGGCUGUGGGAGCACAGAUUUAAUGCAUAUCCUUCGGAAGCAGAAAAGCAAUAUCUCUCAAAGGCGGCUAACCUAUCAGUGCUUCAAGUCUGUAAUUGGUUUAUCAAUGCAAGAAGACGGAUACUGCCCGACAUGAUACGGCGAGAGGGCCGAGACCCAAGCAACUAUACUAUCACUAGAAGGGCUAAUAUGAAAGGCCACGGCUCUGCGUUUCAAAGAAGUGUAUCUGAAAUAUCAAAGGAUUACGARAAGUCCUAUUCUGAUGAAGAAAGAGAGUCUUUAAUAUCGAGUCCAAUUUGUGACUUUGAAACACGUAACUUAGACUAUUAUGAGAUUGAUAGAUCGGACUCGUAUCAGUUUUCCAAGGACAGUCUAGAGGCACAACCCUCGCCACCCUCCUCCACAGGAGAGGACGAAGACAUUGAACAAGCCGCUUUCGAUGCUUUUAGCAGCAUAAACUUGCUAGUGGAAGUUGCUCUGAACACUGAAGCUUUUCGCGAAGAGCGUAAAAAAUGUCUUCAUUCUUUGUCAUGUUAACUUGCUAAUUUCGAAUUUGAUAAAACAUCAUCAGGGUAUCGUAUUGUUUUGGGGUUUCAUUGUAUAUUGUGAUGAAUUAUAAAUUGUCUUACUUAGAAAAAAUAUCAAACCAAUUCAACAAAGAA
Messenger RNA from Exaiptasia diaphana, 969 nucleotides. Its product is annotated as homeobox protein TGIF2. The record is from RefSeq and is a predicted model, not a curated record. Gene Ontology annotation, molecular function: RNA polymerase II cis-regulatory region sequence-specific DNA binding; DNA-binding transcription factor activity, RNA polymerase II-specific. The coding region runs from base 149 to 844 and encodes 231 amino acids. Gene Ontology annotation, biological process: regulation of transcription by RNA polymerase II. Lineage: Eukaryota; Metazoa; Cnidaria; Anthozoa; Actiniaria; Aiptasiidae. The transcript has 2 exons.